GUUGCGGUGCCCGCGGCGCGCGGGCGUCGGCUGGCCGGCAUGGUGGACUACUACGAGGUGCUGGGCGUGCCCCGCCAGGCCUCGGCGGAGGCCAUCAAGAAGGCGUACCGCAGGCUGGCGCUCAAGUGGCACCCCGACAAGAACCCCGAGAACAAGGAGGAGGCGGAGAGGAGAUUCAAGCAGGUGGCCCGGGCCUACGAGGUGCUGUCGGACGCGGGGAGGAGAGACGUCUACGACCGCUGCGGCGAGGCGGGGGCGGAGGGCGGCGGCGGCCGGGCCCGCGGCGCGCCGGACGGGGACCCCUUCGAGUUCGUCUUCAGCUUCCGGGACCCGGCCGAGGUCUUCAGGGAGUUCUUUGGCGGCCGGGACCCGUUUUCCUUUGACUUCUUCGGACACCCGCUUGACAGCAUUUGGGGGGGUCACAGGAGCUCCCGGGGCUGCAGAAACAGAGGGUCCGCGUCCCUUUUCUCCGCCUUCAGUGAAUUUCCAGCGUUCGGGGGCGGUUUUUCUUCUUUCGAUACAGGAUUCACGUCCUUUGGCUCCCUGGGGAGCGGGGGCCUGUCCUCCUUCUCCAUGGCGUGCGGUGGUGCUGGUGGUGGCGGCCUGGGCAGCUUCAAAUCCAUGUCGACCUCCACCGAAAUCAUUAAUGGCAGAAAAGUCACCACCAAGAGAAUCGUUGAGAAUGGUCAGGAAAGGGUGGAAGUGGAAGAAGACGGAGAAUUGAAGUCCCUGAUAAUUAAUGGCCAAGAGCAGUUGCUGCGCAUUGACACCAAGUAAUUUCAGUCCCUGUUUAACUUACAGUAUCUUGCGAGGAACAGCAGGACUUUUUUUUUGUUGUUUUUUGUUUUUUUUUGGGGGGGGGAAUGUUGCAGGUGAACUCUACUUUCAGAACAACUGUACCCAAGAAUGUAUAAACAGAUCAUGCCAGUGCCUGUUUCUUGUUAUUUUCGGGGCCGCUCCAAUUGGACGCCUGUCCGUUUGUUUUCCAACCUGUUGUAAAUAUCUGAUGCACUUUGCUAUCUAUUAAACAUAAUCCUGA
Talpa occidentalis (Iberian mole) is the source of this 1039-nucleotide messenger RNA. RefSeq names its product dnaJ homolog subfamily B member 3. Gene Ontology annotation, molecular function: ATPase activator activity; Hsp70 protein binding. Lineage: Eukaryota; Metazoa; Chordata; Mammalia; Eulipotyphla; Talpidae. The record is from RefSeq and is a predicted model, not a curated record. Gene Ontology annotation, cellular component: endoplasmic reticulum membrane; cytosol. The transcript has a single exon. Gene Ontology annotation, biological process: positive regulation of proteasomal ubiquitin-dependent protein catabolic process; protein refolding. Bases 40 to 777 code for a protein of 245 amino acids.